AUGAACUGCUUAACGCCGCAACUCCCCGAUUGGCCAGUGUUCUGUCAGUCGCUGAUUCGACCGUCUAUUACGUGGAGCGUCCGGCCGUACUUUACAAAUAGAAUUAUGAUGGACUUGAAGAUGGCCGAGAAAUUUUGGGUUGUUGCUCUCUCUGAUAUGCGGGUAGAUUUGGAGGACGGAGCGUUGAUAGCUUCCCCAUUUCCAUGGACUGCACCUCAUCUGUUGAGGCUGAACUUUUGUACUCUCAGUCUUGUCUUGUUCGCUUCGGCAAAUGGAUACGACUCGAGUAUGAUCAACUGUCUGCAGUCGCUGCCUCCUUGGGUAUCCUUCAUGUCGAACCCGGUAGGAGCCUGGCUGGGAUUUAUCACCAUUGCAUACUGGAUAGGAUUGCUUCUGGCUUACACUGUUGCUCCAUACAUAUCCGACCGGUUCGGGCGAAGGCUAGGGCUAUAUAUUGGGCUUCUAUUUGUGACUGCCGGAGCGAUACUACAAGGACUCUCGCCGAAUCCGGCGGGCUGGGUUGUUGGACGUGGUCUGGCAGGGUGUGCAGCCUGCUUUUGGAGCUGCAAUGCUCCAGUCCUCAUCAGCGAGAUUGCAUAUCCCUCGCAUCGAGCAAUCGUUAGCUCUUUUUAUCAGUGUGGCUACUAUGUUGGAAGUACCCUCGCUGCCUGGAUUAUAUACGGCACGCUGGGUAAUUCUUCCUCAUGGAGCUGGCGGAUUCCCUCGUUGUUGCAACUCAUUCUACCACUGUGUGCACUGCCUGGUCUUCUGCUCUGUCCAGAGAGUCCCCGAUGGCUAUUAUCGCAGGAACGGGCUGAGGAGGCCCACGCAAUUCUCACAAAGUGGCAUGCUGGGGGUAAUGGGAACAGUCAACUUAUCUCUCAGCAAAUGAAUGAGAUUCAGACUGCGCUCAAAGCUGAGACCGAGUCUGUACAGCGCACAAGCUACCUCGAUAUGCUGAAGACGAAGGCCAAUCGCCGCCGUCUCGUAAUCACGCUGUCUAUAGCCCUGUUCAGCCAGUGGGCAGGAAAUGGGGUUGUCUCGUUCUAUCUUACAAAGGUCCUCCAAACCGUUGGCAUAACCAAGUCAAGCGAGCAACUUGUCAUUACAGCUUGCCUUCAGAUAUGGAAUCUUAUCUGCGGAAUUGGCGCGGCCCUUCUGGUGGACUUAGUGGGCAAGCGAUCUCUGUUCCACGCAUCGGCAAUCAUCAUGAUCAUCAGCUAUGUUAUGAUAACAGCGUUCUCGGCGAGCUUUGCAGAGCAUCAUGAACGCUCGGUGGGGAUUGCUGUGAUCCCCUUUCUGUUCAUUUACUUUGCCGGUUACGGCAUUGCCCUGACCCCGUUGCUCAUUGCAUAUCCCUGUGAGAUAUGGCAAUUCAGUCUCCGUACCCGGGGGCUUAGUAUCACAUGGAUUGCAUCCUGUCUGUUUGCCUCGUUCAACUCGCUGGUCAAUCCAAUCGCGCUCGAAAACAUUUCAUGGAAGUACUAUUUCGUAUUUCUGGCUGUCCUUAUUCUAUACAGCAUAACUGAGUACUACAUGUACCCCGAAACGAAAGGCCGUUCGUUAGAGGAGAUCCAAACGCUGUUUGAGAGCGAAAAUCUCGAGCCGACGUCAACCAGGGCGACUGACUAA
Messenger RNA from Aspergillus niger, 1632 nucleotides. RefSeq lists its product as uncharacterized. Bases 1 to 1632 code for a protein of 543 amino acids. NCBI's taxonomy places the organism in Eukaryota, Fungi, Ascomycota, Eurotiomycetes, Eurotiales, Aspergillaceae. Gene Ontology annotation, molecular function: carbohydrate:proton symporter activity. The transcript is spliced from 4 exons. The record is from RefSeq and is a predicted model, not a curated record. Gene Ontology annotation, cellular component: membrane. Gene Ontology annotation, biological process: carbohydrate transport; transmembrane transport.